AUGAUGGAUAACGCAUCUGCUGUAAAAGUGUUUACUCUGUCUGCAGUGAACGAGACUGUAACCUACAAACUAACAAUCUUUUCACUUGCUUUGGUGUAUUACUGCCUUAUUCUGUUUUUAAAUAUCUCUCUUAUUGUUAUAAUUGUUUUAGAUUCAAAUCUACAUGAGCCUAUGUAUAUUUUACUGUGUAGUUUCUGUUUUAAUGCAUUGUAUGGGACAGCUGGUUUCUACCCCAAAUUUCUUAUUGAUUUACAAACUACAUCUCCAGAAAUCUCAUAUGAUGCUUGUCUCCUCCAGGCUUUUAUCAUGUACUCUUUUGCCUGCAGUGACUUGUCCAUUUUAGCAGUUAUGGCGUAUGACAGGUAUCUGGCCAUAUGUCGGCCUUUGCACUACCACUCUAUCAUGAGUAAAAAGAGACUCUCUCAGUUGGUAUGUUUCUCUUGGAUGAUGCCAUUAUCUAUUUUUGCCAUUAGCAUUAUUCGGACAUCUAAACUUCGGCUGUGUAGCUCAAGAAUUCAAAAAAUAUUUUGCGUUAACUGGGUUGUUGUCAAACUUGCCUGUCCAGAAAAUGAAAUCAUAUCGAACAAUAUACUUUCAUAUGCUACAAUUAUCAUAUAUGUGUGUCAUGGUUUCUUCAUUAUGUGGACUUACAUGCACAUGGUUAAAACCUGUAUUAGGUCUAAGGACGAUCAAAGGAAGUUUAUGCAGACCUGUGUACCACAUCUGACCUCUUUAACAACAUUCCUCUUUACAAUUCUUUAUGAUCUGAUGUACAUGAGAUUUGGUUCUACUACUAUUCCCCAAAGCCUUCAAAACUUUAUCGCAAUUGAAUUUGUUGUCAUUCCUCCAUUCAUUAAUCCUUUGAUUUAUGGACUUAAAUUGGCAAAAAUACGCAAAAGAAUUGUAUAUUUACUGAGAUAUACUGGGAAAUGA
Molecule: messenger RNA, 933 nt
Organism: Periophthalmus magnuspinnatus
Lineage: Eukaryota; Metazoa; Chordata; Actinopteri; Gobiiformes; Gobiidae
Product: olfactory receptor 4E1-like
Exons: 1
Coding region: 1-933 (310 amino acids)
Biological process (GO): G protein-coupled receptor signaling pathway
Cellular component (GO): membrane
Molecular function (GO): G protein-coupled receptor activity; olfactory receptor activity
Source: RefSeq, a predicted model, not a curated record